AUGGUCGCAGAAAAGCCACCAGACGUACAACAGCUGCUGACUUCACUCAGUGACAGUGCUGCAGACCGAUCUCUGAGACAACAUCAUGUGGACAGGGAAAAGUUGGGAUUGUUCAACGUUCGUGCCUUCUCAUUCCUCAUUAUGUGGUAUUUCUUCGGUGGCUGUACAUUGUUCCUGAAUAAAUACAUACUUGCUAAUUUACGCGGUGAUCCAACAUUACUUGGUGCCAUGCAGAUGGUGAUGACCACAUUUCUGGGUUUUGUCCAGAUGUACCUGCCAAUGGGCAUGUAUACCCCGGUCAGCAGAGAGGGCAAACCUCCACACUUCUGGCGCAAUAUGAUUCUUGUUGGAGCCAUGAGGUUUUCCACUGUAGUGCUAGGCCUGGUUGCACUUAAGUUCGUCAGCGUGUCAUUCACCGAGACAAUCAAAAGUUCGGCUCCAUUGUUCACCGUCUUCAUUUCCAGGAUAUUUAUAGGCGAGCUGACAGGCAUGUUCACGUUUCUCUCUCUGAUCCCCGUCGUCCUGGGACUGGCGCUGUGUUCCCUCUACGACCUAAGCUUCAAUAUUCAAGGAUUUAUGGCUGCCAUGGCCACCAACUUGAUAGAAUGUACGCAAAAUGUAUACUCCAAACACUUGAUCAGCGGAGAAAAGUAUAGAUACACUCCAGCAGAGCUGCAGUUCUACACCAGUAUUGCCAGCAUCGUUGUUCAGAUCCCUGCCUGUUACUUCAUGAUGGACCUGGACAAAGUCCACCGGAACCUGGACAUCACUCUCCUGUUUUCUUUGCUGCUCAAUGGAGUUUUUUUCCACUUCCAGUCAAUCACAGCAUAUGUUCUCAUGGAUUACAUUUCACCAGUGACUCACAGUGUGGCCAACACAGUCAAGCGUGCCUUUCUUAUCUGGCUUUCCGUCUUCCUGUUUGGCAAUCCAGUGACAUUGUUAAGUGGCCUUGGGACCGUAUUUGUUACAAUUGGAGUACUGCUUUAUACGAAAGCCAAGGAGCAUGACCAACAUCUGUUGGAAGUUCGGGAGAAAUAUAAAAACGAGAAUAUUGAUAGUGAAAUGUUGCAAUGA
Messenger RNA from Candidula unifasciata, 1074 nucleotides. The record is from the annotation of a GenBank genome assembly. Lineage: Eukaryota; Metazoa; Mollusca; Gastropoda; Stylommatophora; Geomitridae.